UUUUGUCGCCAUUGAAGAGAGGGACCAGAAUGAGCUUGACACUGGAUUCACAGAUAUUCCUAAAAUCAUAUCAGAAGAGAAUGUGGAUAUUUUGCCAUAUAUGGGCUGGACUGAAGAGAAGCUGAAGACUGUGCAUAUUAUUGUUGCUGAAGAUGACAUACUGAUGGAAUCAGAGCGAUGCAGCAGUAGCUCCACAUCUGAAGAAAUCCUGGGUUCUGCUCGUGAAGCAGCCGAUUUUGAUGAUGAUGAUUCAGAGAAUGACUAUGAAUCUUUUAAUGAUUUUAUAGAACAAGCAUCAGCAGCUAGCCGUGCUCUUCCUCGCUCCAGAAGCCUCUGGCGUCCUUCACGUUUUGAAGGUAGCACUGACACUUUCAGAGGCUGUCUGAAAACUAAACCUGUUGUAACAUAUCCCCAUCACCUUUCCAUCGAGCAUGGUGCAUUAAUGGAUGCUCCCAGUCCCCUUUUUCUACAGGAGUUAGGAGAACCUCUCUGCAUAGAUAACAGACUUUUUCCUCCUCCUCCUUCUGGUGGUGCCUCCAUGAGUGUCAGACAUCCCCCUCCAGAUGCCUCCCAGGUUACAGCCUCGAUGCCUCCUCUCCUUGACCUUCCCUGUUACUCUGAGGCAGUGGAAUCUCUCUUAGAUUACAGCCUUGAUUUCCACACUCCCAUAGGUGCCUCAGUGGAUGCUCUUCGUCCACAAUGUCGUCGUCUCCGUCAUGAGUUAAUGGAACCUCCCUCCAUGGGUCUCCCUCCCCCUGCCACCCAGCUUUCCUCUGCCACAGAGUUCGCCACCGAGCGUUAUGCCUCAACUACUCCUGGCUUUGCAGAUCUUCCUCAUCCUCCUCGUCUUGCAUCUCAGCAAUUCAUGUCCAUGACUUCCAGCCCUGCUCCUCCUCCUACUCUUUUUGGCAGUGUGGGCGCAUCUUUUUCCAGGAGGCACAGGGCUGCUGCCCCCAUUGUCUUUGAUCAACCCGCAAUGUCUGCACCACCCUCUCUCCCUCGAUCUGGUGGCUUUGGUGGUUUCCUCCAACAAUCGAAUGAGUCUUUGGGUUUUGGUUUCUCAGACUCUGGACUCUUUGGAGCAUCUCUGCAGAGUUCUGCAUCUACUACACACAGUGCCGCUUUCGCCCCGGCUCCCCCUCUUCCUGCUCACUCUGUUCUCUUUGGUCAACCUACAGUUCCCAAGUAUGCUAUUGGCAUGUCAAAUGCGGUUGCAUAUGGGAGCACUACUGGUGUUCUGCAAAAGACAACUGAGCCUGAACAGUAUCGUGGUUUCUCAGUUUCUAGCUUUGGAGCAUCUCAGCAACAACAAAAAUGCCCUGUGUUUUCUGCAGCUGCCAAAGUCAUUCCUAAGCUUAGAGGGAAAAUGGCUCUGUCAUUUCGGGGAAAACAAAUAAGCAGACCUCACACAGUGGCCUGGAAUGAGCUGUUUGAACUUCAGCAUGAGGAUGGAUACUGGGAGUGCACUGACAGGCUAAGCAGCUUCCUCAACCUGGACGUAGACUUUUUUGCCAAUGUCUUCCUUAAGGAGAAAGGCAUCCGCUCUUUUG
This is a messenger RNA of Sinocyclocheilus rhinocerous, 1550 nucleotides long. RefSeq lists its product as uncharacterized. Gene Ontology annotation, molecular function: NAD+ poly-ADP-ribosyltransferase activity. The transcript has 6 exons. Gene Ontology annotation, cellular component: cytoplasm. The annotation marks the transcript as partial. The record is from RefSeq and is a predicted model, not a curated record. Lineage: Eukaryota; Metazoa; Chordata; Actinopteri; Cypriniformes; Cyprinidae.